AUGUCCCAGAAGGUCAAGCUGAUCGUUUCACCCGAGCAUGCUUCCCUGAAGAUAUUAUACACCCUUUUAUCAGUUCAAUUUCACAAGGAGGAGGUGCUUGGCAAACACCGACGUGUUGCCCUAGCACUUUUUCUGACCGUGUUGGAAUCCACAACCCCUCUACCUCCGUUCCUCGACCAAGACUGGUGUACUCCAGACCUGGCUGCAGAGUUUGUUCAGGUCGCCUUCGAGGGCGGCGCAUUGGCUCUAGAAUAUGACGAUACUCAUCUGGUAUUAUCCGAACACGUUUGCUGUCUUGCCAAGUUUCCACCCACCAUGAAUGAGGCUUUCGACUAUGCUGCUGCCAAGCGUCUCUUCGACCGGCCGAUCGAGAGACUUCACUGUGGUGAUGACGACGUCUUUAACUCUUAUUCUCACCUACCGGUCAUCAUAUCAGCGCUCAUUACUGGUUUGCCAUCCUCAAAAUUAGAUCCACAGAUAUGUCAAAACUUCUUGGAGUACCUCCAUGAGCCGGACGUCCUACUUGCCAUUUGUGCUCUUACCAUCGCAACUGAUUCCCGUCAGCCUCUUUAUGACCUUGCACGCCUUCGUCCCAAUGACGUCGCCUGGCCCGUUUGCUUACAGAGGCUCCAAGAAUACGCAUACCCUACCUGGCUAUCAAAUCAUUAUAAUAUACCUAAUAUACUUGCAGAUCUCACAACCUUUCUUGAGGAAGGUGGUGUUGGUCCGUCUGGAAGAACAACCCCAUCUGUCACCGAGCAAAUAGCUCAAAGGGAUGACCGACCUCUUGUUAAUUCCCCGAAGGAUCCAUGGCAGAAAGCAUGGCAUAGGGUCCGACAGUACUUUACCAAAGACACUGCUCACGAGGAUAUGGUGCUAUCGAACCUCGAUACAGUAUAG
Desarmillaria tabescens is the source of this 900-nucleotide messenger RNA. RefSeq lists its product as uncharacterized. The coding region runs from base 1 to 900 and encodes 299 amino acids. Lineage: Eukaryota; Fungi; Basidiomycota; Agaricomycetes; Agaricales; Physalacriaceae. The transcript has a single exon. The record is from RefSeq and is a predicted model, not a curated record.